AUGUCGGACGAUCAAAUCUCGCUGCCAUAUCUACUGGCCAUCCUGGCCAUCUCGGGCCUGGUGAUAAGAUACAUGUUCUUUGCGGCACCGUCGCCGCCUCGGCCUGCGCGAUCCCCCGAGGCAUUCCUCCGAUCGAGAGAAAUUGCAGUUGAGAGAAUACAGCAGAUGUUUCCGCAGGCCGAUAGGCGAAGCAUUCUCUGGGAUCUGCAGCGCAAUGGUGGAAACAUCCAGACCACGACAGAGCGCAUACUAUCAGGCCGACUGGACACGCCCCCGGUUACCUUCCAACCCCCACCACCUCCAGGCCAGGCCGCAACUGAGAAGCCAGCUCAGCCGGACCUCAUCACGCGAUACAACCUCAAGAGCAAGCUAGAUAGCGUAUCGCAGGAAGACCAGGAUACAAAAGGGAAGGGUUGGAGCUCGAACAAAGAUGAGCGCCAGGCUUCGUUGCAGCGCAGAAGGGACGAGAUGAUUCUUGCUGCACGAAGGAAGAUGGAGGCCAAACUCGCGGCCGAAAAGUCGGCCCAGGGAAAUUGA
Fusarium poae is the source of this 537-nucleotide messenger RNA. RefSeq lists its product as uncharacterized. The coding region runs from base 1 to 537 and encodes 178 amino acids. The record is from RefSeq and is a predicted model, not a curated record. Lineage: Eukaryota; Fungi; Ascomycota; Sordariomycetes; Hypocreales; Nectriaceae. The transcript has 2 exons. Gene Ontology annotation, molecular function: ubiquitin binding.